UCAUUUACAAACCAAAUUAUCUCCUACUCUCACUCUCACUCUCACUCUCACUCUUCCCCGAUCGAGCAUCUCUCAAAGCUCGAUCGCCGAAAACCUCACCGUUGACACUGCAUCAACAACGCCUGUUGCCGAUUUCUUAACGCGAAACAAAAAAUGAGAGAAAUCCUUCACGUUCAGGGAGGACAAUGUGGUAACCAAAUUGGAUCGAAGUUUUGGGAGGUGGUUUGCGAUGAGCAUGGAAUUGAUCCCACUGGAAAAUACGUUGGAACCUCUGACCUUCAAUUGGAGCGUGUCAAUGUUUACUACAAUGAAGCUUCGUGUGGGAGAUUUGUCCCUCGUGCUGUGCUUAUGGAUCUUGAGCCUGGUACCAUGGACAGUGUGAGGACCGGUCCCUAUGGCCAGAUCUUCAGGCCUGAUAACUUUGUGUUUGGGCAGUCUGGUGCUGGAAAUAACUGGGCUAAGGGGCAUUACACUGAGGGUGCAGAGUUGAUUGACUCGGUUCUUGAUGUUGUGAGGAAGGAGGCGGAGAAUUGUGAUUGUCUGCAAGGUUUCCAAGUUUGCCACUCGCUCGGUGGAGGAACUGGUUCCGGGAUGGGGACUCUGCUGAUUUCUAAGAUCAGAGAGGAAUACCCUGAUAGAAUGAUGCUUACGUUCUCUGUGUUCCCAUCCCCCAAGGUUUCAGAUACUGUUGUUGAGCCUUACAAUGCUACCCUUUCAGUUCAUCAGUUAGUUGAGAAUGCUGAUGAAUGUAUGGUGCUAGAUAACGAGGCCUUGUAUGAUAUCUGCUUCAGGACUCUCAAGUUAACAACUCCUAGCUUUGGCGACCUGAACCACCUGAUCUCUGCAACAAUGAGCGGUGUCACCUGCUGCCUCAGGUUCCCUGGUCAGCUCAACUCUGAUCUUAGGAAGCUUGCAGUGAACCUCAUCCCCUUCCCCCGUCUGCACUUUUUCAUGGUUGGAUUUGCUCCUCUGACCUCACGUGGUUCUCAGCAGUACAGGGCACUGACUGUCCCAGAACUCACCCAGCAGAUGUGGGAUGCCAAGAACAUGAUGUGCGCCGCUGACCCACGCCACGGUCGCUACCUGACUGCCUCCGCUAUGUUCCGGGGUAAGAUGAGCACUAAGGAAGUUGAUGAACAAAUGAUCAAUGUCCAGAACAAGAAUUCAUCCUACUUUGUUGAGUGGAUCCCCAACAAUGUGAAGUCUAGUGUGUGUGAUAUUCCUCCGAGAGGACUUGCUAUGGCAUCCACCUUCAUUGGAAACUCAACCUCCAUCCAGGAGAUGUUCAGGCGUGUAAGUGAGCAAUUCACAGCUAUGUUCAGGAGGAAGGCUUUCUUGCACUGGUACACUGGAGAAGGCAUGGAUGAAAUGGAAUUCACUGAAGCUGAGAGCAACAUGAAUGACCUUGUUUCUGAAUAUCAGCAGUACCAGGAUGCAACAGCUGAUGAAGAAGUUGAUUAUGAGGACGAGGAGGAAGAAGAUGCUGCCGGGAUGUAAUUAUUUGUGCAAAGUCUAUCUGCUACUUGCUUUUACAGCGUAUUCUGCAUGAAUAUGUUUUACUGCUUUGAAAUGUGCGUGGUGAAUCUCACUGUCUGGGCGGUUUGAAUAGUAAUUAGAGUUGGUAAUUUUUUGUUCAGUAGCUAAAUAUUAAGCCAUGUGGCUGAUGUGAGAAGUUUUGUAUUGGUGUUCAUGUUUGAAUUCUAGCUCCAUUGCUAUUUCUAUUCCUAUAAUCAAUCAUUUAAA
This is a messenger RNA of Populus nigra (black poplar), 1743 nucleotides long. Its product is annotated as tubulin beta-5 chain. The coding region runs from base 154 to 1497 and encodes 447 amino acids. NCBI's taxonomy places the organism in Eukaryota, Viridiplantae, Streptophyta, Magnoliopsida, Malpighiales, Salicaceae. Gene Ontology annotation, molecular function: GTPase activity; GTP binding; structural constituent of cytoskeleton. The record is from RefSeq and is a predicted model, not a curated record. Gene Ontology annotation, cellular component: microtubule; cytoplasm. Gene Ontology annotation, biological process: mitotic cell cycle; microtubule cytoskeleton organization. The transcript has 4 exons.